Messenger RNA from Prunus mume (Japanese apricot), 1620 nucleotides. Its product is annotated as TMV resistance protein N-like. Lineage: Eukaryota; Viridiplantae; Streptophyta; Magnoliopsida; Rosales; Rosaceae. Gene Ontology annotation, biological process: defense response; signal transduction. The record is from RefSeq and is a predicted model, not a curated record. Gene Ontology annotation, molecular function: ADP binding.
GAAACGAACAGAACAGAAGGGAAGCUAGAAAUUGCAGGGACAUUUUGGUAACCCAAUCCAACCGAAGCUUCUCACUCCUCCAAUGACCACGGAAAGUUCCUCUAAUCUUCUCUCUUCUUCUUCUUCAACCUCUAGAUGGAAGUACGAUAUCUUCCUCAGUUGCAGACGCAAUGACAGCUGCAGAAAUUUUAAAGACCAUCUGUAUGCUGCUUUGAAUCAGAGGGGAAUAUUCACAAUUGGAGAUGAUGAUGAAUUGGAAAGGGGGAGGGAAGAAGCCAUGCCGCCAGAGCUCUCGAAAGCAAUUGAAGAAUCAAGAUAUGUAAUUCUUGUUCUUUCACAAAAUUACGCCAAUUCAACUAGGUGCUUGGAUGAACUUGUAAAGGCUCUUGAAUGCUCAAGAUUGAUGGGGCAGACAAUACUCCCAAUCUUCUAUGACGUGGAACCAUCUGACGUACUAAGACAAAGGGGGAGCUUUGCGAAAGCCUUCUCGGAGUAUGAACGGGUCUUCAAGAACAAUAAGGAGAAGGUGUACAGGUGGAGAGAUGCACUUAAAGAAGUAGCUAAUCUCACCGGAUGGAAUUUGCAAGACGGAUUCGAAUCCAGAGUUAUUCAAACUAUUGUCGAAUGGAUUUUCAAUGAACUAAAUGAAUCAAUCUCAAGUGUAUCCAAGGAUUUAGUUGGGAUCGACUCUCGCGUGAAAGAGAUUCUCUCAUACUUGGAGUUAGAGACAUGGCCGGAUGAUGUUCAGAUAAUAGGGAUUUCAGGGAUGAAGGGUAUAGGUAAAACAACUAUUGCACGAGUUGUUUUUGACAGCAUCCGUGCUAGGUUUGAAGCUUGCAGCUUUCUUGCCGAUAUUAGAGAGGUAACUGAUAAACAAGGUCCAACUCAUUUACAAAAGCAACUUCUUUCAGACUUGCUGAAAAGAAAUGUAAAUAUAUGGAAUGUUGAAAUGGGAAUAAAUGUACUAAGGGAGAGACUACACACUAAAAAGGUUCUGAUCGUUCUUGAUGACGUGGAUCAGUUAGAACAAUUGGCAGCAUUGUGUGAUCGUAGUUGUUUUGGUUCAGGUAGUAGGAUCAUCAUAACAUCAAGAGAUGAACGUCUGCUGAGCACAUUUGGAGUGGAUAAAGUAUACGAGGUUGAGCCAUUAACGGACGAGGAAGCUUUUAAGCUCUUUAGUUCGAAAGCCUUCAAGAAGGAUGUGGUUGGAGAAGAGUUUCUUGAGCUAUCAAAGAAUGUUGUAGAAUUUGCUAACGGUCUUCCAUUAGCUCUUAAAGGUUUGGGUUCGUUCCUUUUUGGUCGAAGCAUAAAAGAAUGGUCAAGUGCGUUGGAUAGACUGAAAGAAAAUCCAGCAGAAAACUUAUUGAUGUACAUGAAGUAAGUGUGGAUAUAAGAGAAUUAUUUGGGUAUCUUGCAUAGUUUUCUAAGAAGAGGACAAAGAUAGUGGGUUACAAGAGCAAGUGGAGAAGAGUGUCAGUUGGAGCUUCACAACAUUAGGACAUUCUUGGAACACUUGUUCUCAAUUUACUUUGAACUAUGAAUAUUUGAGGUGUGUAUUAAAAGAACAAAAUGGCUUUUUGUCUAUUUUGGGCAUUUAUGUAAGUGGAUUUUUGACUGUGU